AUGGCAACAACCGAAAAAAUAUUUCGAAAAGACAUUUUAAAAGGAAAAGUUGCACUUGUAACCGGAGGUGGAAGUGGAAUAUGUAAAGGCAUGACCGAGGCAAUGUUAAGACAUGGUGCCAAGGUUGUUAUCACCAGUCGAAGUCAGGAAAGACUCGAUAAAGCCGCUGAAGAAAUGCGCAAAGAAAUUGGAGGAGAAAUACUUGCGAUUGCUUCUGACGUUCGUAAGCCGGAGGAAAUAAUAAAAGUUGUUGAUGCUACGAUUGAAAAGUUUGGAAGGAUUGACAUCUUGGUGAACGGUGCUGCUGGAAAUUUUCUAUCGCCCGUGGAUACUUUAUCGUAUCGAGGAUUUCGCACGGUGAUCGAGAUCGAUUUGCUUGGAACCUUCAAUACCAGUAAAGCGGCAUUUCCGUAUCUGAAAAAAUCCAAAGGAGUGGUGAUUAAUGUUUCGAGCAACCUUCAGUAUCAAGGUAUACCCUUUCAGUCGCACGUUUCUGCAGCUAAAGCGGGUAUUGAUGCAUUGACCCGAGUACUCGCAGCGGAAUGGGGACCACAUCAGAUUAGAGUGAAUUGCGUCUCUCCUGGUCCAAUCGAAGACACCGUGGGUUUGGAAAAGUUGUUGCCUCCGGCAGCUACAGUAGAAAUGACUAGAAAUAUUCCACUUCAGAGAUUUGGAAAAAUUCGGGAUAUCGAACAUGCAACACUAUUCUUAGCCUCGGAGGCGUCAAGUUAUGUGACGGGCACCAUAGUUUUAGUUGAUGGCGGAGAAGCGCUGAGGAGGACAUGGGCAUUUUCAUAUCCAGAGGGGGUGCUCAAUCCCACGGAUUUUUUGGGAAAAAAGUCGGGUUCAAAGUUGUAA
Acaulospora morrowiae is the source of this 858-nucleotide messenger RNA. NCBI's taxonomy places the organism in Eukaryota, Fungi, Glomeromycota, Glomeromycetes, Diversisporales, Acaulosporaceae. The record is from the annotation of a GenBank genome assembly.